CACGUCCGCAGCCUAGCAGCAGAACAGACGGCGUAAACAAAGCAGACCGCUAGGAAUCGGCUAACGCUAAGUAGCUAAUAUUUCACUACUAAAAUACUCAAUAUUUAUGCGCUUGGUUAUAAACGAGCACAUUUUAUUGACGAGUAGGGCUCAGAUGUAAGUGGUAAGCGACUCACGUAUUUGCUGACACUACAAACUAAACGAUACUACAAAUACCGUUAUUGCUAGCUACAUUAGCUUUAGUUAGCCUCGUUUAACGGGAUUUUCAGCUUCUGGAAUGUUUUCCAGGCUAAUAUUUAUCGAAAACACAUGGUAACGACUACCUUAUUCGCUUACGUAAGUUGGGUGAGGCAUUUAAAAGCUGCUAUACAUUUACACUUUGAUGGGUUAGUUCGCCAUGUAGCUAGUUUAGGUUAAGAGUCGAUGAGCUGGCUGAACAGGGCUGGAUAGUGGAGUGUCGCUGCCCACCUGGACCACCACUCAGUCAUUCGGACCCGGACUGCGAUGUUUAGCCUGAUGGCGAAUUGUUGCAACUGGCUAAAACGCUGGCAGGAGCCUGCAAGGAAGGUGACUCUGGUGAUGGUGGGAUUGGAUAAUGCAGGGAAGACUGCCACGGUGCGAGGAAUUCAGGGAGACAAUCCGCGGGACGUCGCUCCCACAGUGGGCUUUUCCAAAGUCGACCUGAAGCAGGGCAAGUUCGAAGUGACCAUCUUUGACCUGGGGGGCGGGAAAAGAAUCCGGGGAAUCUGGAAAAAUUACUACUCGGAAUCGCACGGUGUGGUGUUUGUGGUCGAUUCCAGCGAUGUCCAGCGGAUCCAGGAGACGCGGGAGACCAUGGCCGAGGUCCUUCAGCACCCACGCAUCGCUGGAAAGCCUGUGCUAGUACUUGCAAACAAACAAGACCAGGAGGGAGCACUGGCUGAAGCUGACAUCAUUGAGAACCUAUCCUUAGAGAAGCUUGUUAAUGAGAACAAGUGUCUCUGUCAGAUUGAACCAUGCUCGGCCGUUUUAGGCUAUGGGAAAAAGGUUGACAAGUCCAUCAAGAAGGGCCUGAACUGGCUCCUCAGCAACAUUGCCAAAGACUAUGAAGCCAUCACCGAGCGAGUGCAGAAGGACACAGCUGAGCAGCGCGCUCUGGAGGAGCAAGACAAGAAGGAGAGGGCAGAGAGAGUACGGCGGAUACGAGAGGAGAGAGAGCGGCAGGAGCGGGAGGAGGCAGAGCGAGAGGGAAGGCCCAUCCAAGAAGAUGAGCCCGAUGAGGAGUGCAUUCAGAGCCCCUUCCAGCCAAUAGAGAGCGUGAUUUCUGAAAACGAGGAUAAAGAAAAGGAAAGGAAGAGGCAAAGAGAGCUGCAGGAGGGAAGGAGUAACAGCCCCAGGGCAGCCACUGAUCAAGAGGAGGAGGAGGAUGAGGAGGAGGAGCAGGGGGACACGAGACAAACACCAGAAAACAACACUCCAGCCACGACAGGUGAGCAGAGCAAGAAGAAGACGAGCAAGCUCCACCUGAAGAGGAAGCACAGGGUGGACCCGCUGAGGAUAGAGGACGGACCGACGGAGAGCCUCACCCCUCCUCCGCCUCCAGUGGGAUGGGCCACGCCCAAAGUCUCUAGGCUGCCAAAGCUAGAGCCACUCGGGGACACGGGACAUUCUGAGUUUUACAAGAAGCCUCUCCCGCCCGUCGCCAACAGGCCGAGGCCUAACGGCGACGCUCACGACAUCAUUUCUUAAACCCCCUUUUAGCGAUUGAGGUUGACCAAUCACGACUCUAUUCUCCUGUCCUUUUUGUCUCAAGAGAGCGGCGUGUAGACAACCAAGCAAAUAAAAGCUUGACUGCUGUGGAUGCCGGAGCUGGGGACCUCUGAAAGGGCGAUGGACACUAAACAGAGUGGCGACAGGAAGUCCUGCUCAGAAGCUGUAAUUUGACCUCACAAAUUCAUUGUGAAACUCGCCUGAACUGUGCAUCAGACUCUGUCUUCACAAACAAAAGCACAACUUGGUGUUGAACUCUCUCCAGCUCGUAGACUUUAUAUCCUUCUAUUAAUAUCAGUGUUAGUUCGGACUUCGGUGUCAAACUCCGAUGCUUUUAAUCGACAGCAAAUGUAAAUAUACCCUUUAAAUAUGUCUGAGUGAUUUAUUUGUAUACAUGCCACCAUUAAAAUAACCACAUCAUUUAUUUUUGCACUUCUAGGUUUUUAGUGUAAAACACCAUGUGGCUGAGGCACCUCAGUAAUGAUUUUAAAAAGAAAAAGAAAAAGAAAAAAAAGGUAUCGGUCUUAAGUGGCUUAUUACAGCUGAGUGCUUUAAAUUUGACCUUUUGUGAAGUCGAAAACAUUUUCCCCCUUUUUUUUUUUUACAGCGCUUAUGUGUAAUGAGGGUGAGUCACAGCUGGCAAGUGGAUUUUGAGGAAGUCAUGUUUUUUUAAGGACUGUGUUGACUUUUGAUGUAAAACACAAAGAAAAGGAAAACACUAAUUAAAAAUCUUUAAUUGGAUACAUUUAUAAAGGAACUUUUUAUCUACUGUUUUAAAACAGGAACAUUUACAUGUCUACAGGGCUUUUAACACAUUCUGCUGUUUACACUGUGUGUUCGUUUUUUUUUUGUUUUUUAAAGUGAUAUUUCUCUCAAGACAGACUCGCUGCCUUUUCAGGUGGCCCUCGAGGUGUGAGCUGGUGCUGUUGGUGUCCCAGCUUUUGCGACGCGACUGUCUGCUGCGCCCAUUUUUGCUUUGAAAAAAAAAAACACUAAAAUUGCAUCUUGACGAGCAUAAACACAAAUCUGAAGCUUGGAACACUCCACUGCCCCAGUUAAGUUUGUUUUGUGUGCUGGAGGAGUUUGCAGUAGGGAUGAUAAGGGAAGAAGAACAUACUUCCACAGCAGCACCUGGAACAGCCAGUAUUGGGUCAGAACACAUGAGAAUAUGUGCACCAGAAGUAAUAAAAGAAGUAUCACUUUUAAAAAACCUGCAAUGUUGUAUUUCAGAUCUGUAGUACGAUGCUCACUCUCUUUUAAUGUGCUAGAUGUUUUAAAAAAUAAAGAUAUUUUUUCUAUCCAGAUUGAAUUUUAUAAUGGCAAAAUAAAAGAUGUUUUAAAUAUA
Messenger RNA from Oreochromis aureus, 3094 nucleotides. It is a transcript of the gene arl13b, whose product is annotated as ADP-ribosylation factor-like 13b. NCBI's taxonomy places the organism in Eukaryota, Metazoa, Chordata, Actinopteri, Cichliformes, Cichlidae. Bases 505 to 1728 code for a protein of 407 amino acids. The transcript has 10 exons. Gene Ontology annotation, biological process: non-motile cilium assembly; receptor localization to non-motile cilium. Gene Ontology annotation, cellular component: ciliary membrane; motile cilium; non-motile cilium. Gene Ontology annotation, molecular function: GTP binding; GTPase activity. The record is from RefSeq and is a predicted model, not a curated record.